AUGCAGGUUACAGAAGAGCCCUUGAUAGCUGCCGCUCUACUCAACCAAACGAGAACCCCCCCUUUCCGCAGAAACAUUGAUGAGGAACAUAAGGGGAGCGCAGGGACAUUUGCAUUGAGCAAUGAGCCCAUUUAUUACGCCCCCAGUGGGGGUUUGGCGCCGUGCGCGGUCAUCAGCAGACAGUUAAGCGGGCAUGAGGAGGAUAGCGGCGAGGACGGCGCUGAAGUUGGCGGUGAAGAUGGCGUCGAAGACAGCGCUGAGGACAGAGACGAUGAUGACGGCUUGCCCGAGGGACGCUUUCCGUACGAAGAAGGAAAAAAGAGUGGCCUUGUAAGAGACACACCCAGCCACCACUUGGACGGAGAUGAGGAUGAACAUACCGCAGAAGAUGGAGGAGCGAAGCGAAAAAUGAGUAAGAAGGAGGAAGAGGCGGAGGAUAACAAAAUUGACGAGUUGGUAAAUGCGGAAAUGAAAAAGCACGAAGCGGAGGAAGAGCCGGACAAGGAUCCCGACGCAGAACCAGAAAAAGAGGACCAGGGAAGUGGCCAAGGACGAAGGCCAAAGCUGAGGUGCGCAAACAAACUAAAUUACAUACAGGUGACGGGGAAUGGCCAAAGAGAGGAAGACCUAUUUGGCGAAAACGACGAGGAGGGAGCCCCAGCUUUCGUGGAAAUACCCCAUAAGAUUAAGGAAGACAUCGACGGCAUGACAACUAAGCACAACGAAAGGGAGGAAGCAGGUGAAGCAGAGGAAGCACAUGACCGUAUUGACCGAGCGGAAAAUGAAAACAAUGCGAACGACACAAAAUUUGUGGAGGGGAAUGCCUACAUGCAGGAGGGAGAACAGCACAGCGAAGAUUCGACUGGUCCAAUAGGGGAGAGAGAAAGAGAAAGGAGUAGUUCCCCCUCGAAUGGAUAUACCCAAAACAGUUUUGUCGACCUCAAAACUGUGUCUGAUAAAUUGCCCCUUAAUUAUACCAACUCGUUUGAUAACCCCCUAUUCCACAACAAAUUGGAGAAAACAGUUCAGAAGCACUUACCCUGGCCUGUCCUGGCGUCCAACUCUGGUUCCAACGGCGGGUCCUGGGCAGACGUCAACAGUAGUACCUACAAUGUUAGUCCAUUCAGUUUCGCCUCAAUACAUACUCGUAAUGCUUUGCACCUAAUGCCGAUGAAUUUUCAAGUUCAAAACUCCAUCGUGAAGUUAAGUGAUGAGGUGUAUGACAAAUUAAAUCUUAAAAACAGUGUCAAUGUGUAUGACAAUAAUGAAUUGGUAGCCUAUAAGUAUGAGAACUUUGAGGUAAAGGAAGGGGAAGAAUAUAAUAACGGAGAUAAAAUGAAUGAAGAAAAGAAUGGAGAGGGGGCUUCCGGUGGGGAAGGGGGUUCCGAUGGGGAGGGGAAUUCCGAUGGGGAGGGAGAUGCAGAUUCGAAAUCAGAUCAGAACAACGGUUCAGAUGGACGUGGGUUCUUCGAUGGGACCUUGGUCACCUACACCAUUGUCAUUUUAAUAGGUGUUAUAAUUGUGCUGCUAUGUUUUGUUAUUUAUUACUACGACUUAAUAAACAAGGUGAAGCGGCGAAUGAGCGCAAAGCGGAAGAACAACAAAUCCAUGACCAUCGCGAAUAACACUUCCGCGGGGAUGUACAGGGACGACACCUACAAGGAGAGUGCCCACGUUUGA
Molecule: messenger RNA, 1680 nt
Organism: Plasmodium cynomolgi strain B
Lineage: Eukaryota; Apicomplexa; Aconoidasida; Haemosporida; Plasmodiidae
Exons: 2
Coding region: 1-1680 (559 amino acids)
Source: RefSeq, a predicted model, not a curated record